AUGGUGGAGGACAUAAAACAGCAGCAAAAGCAGGGUUUGGGGAACUUUAAAAACUGCUUGGCAGUGUGUUGUCUCACCGAUAUCCUGGGCAAUGGCAGAGCAUGGGCUAUGACUUUGGGACUUGUGGUGUCUGAACUGAGUGAAGAGCCGGUAUGGAAAGGAAAGGUGAUCACUUUCGGUGAUUCCCAAUAUGAGCUGCUGCUGCAUUCGAUACAAGGCAAUGAUCUCAAAUCCAAGGCCAAGUUUAUGAUGAGGACAAACAAAGAUUUCAGCAUAGCUAAUUUUCCAGAGGCGUGUGAUUUGAUUCUGGAAGUGGCUGUGAAUGAGAACUUAAAGCCAGAGCAGAUGGUCAAGAAGGUGUUUGUGUUCACCGAUUUUUCAUGCCAUGGUAUUGACUGGAAGCCUAGUUAUGAGGCAGUACGGAGUAAGUUUAAGGAGCAAGGCUAUGGGGAUGAUGCGAUCCCAAAAGUUUUGAUUUGGGGUCUUUUUGACUUUAACAUGCCUAGUAUAGUAGAACCUCAUCCAGGGCUGAAGAUUUUGAGUGGCUACUCAGACAAUUUGGGCAAGGUAUUCUUGGACAAUGGUGGAGAAAUUGGCCCGCACCAACUCAUGGAAGCAGCCAUUGCUGACAAAGAGUAUCAAGCUCUCUCUGCGGUCGACUGA
Prunus armeniaca (apricot) is the source of this 663-nucleotide messenger RNA. The record is from the annotation of a GenBank genome assembly. NCBI's taxonomy places the organism in Eukaryota, Viridiplantae, Streptophyta, Magnoliopsida, Rosales, Rosaceae.